AGCGGGCACGGAGAUGGCGGCGGUGGCUCCCCGGCCCGGUGGUCCUCGCGGCGCGUCCCGAGCCCGGAGAGCCAUGCAGAUGUCCUACGCCAUCCGAUGCGCCUUCUACCAGCUGCUGCUGGCGGCGCUCAUGCUGGUGGCGAUGCUGCAGCUGCUCUACCUGUCGCUGCUGUCCGGUCUGCACGGGCAGGAGGAGCAGGACCAAUACUUCGAGUUCUUCCCCCCGUCCCCGCGAUCCGUGGACCAGGUGAAGGCGCAGCUUCGUACCGCGCUGGCUUCCGGAGGCGUCCUGGAUACCAGCGGCGAUUAUCGGGUCUACAGGGGCCUACUGAAGACCACCAUGGACCCCAACGACGUGAUCCUGGCCACGCACGCCAGUGUGGACAACUUGCUGCACCUGUCCGGCCUGCUGGAGCGCUGGGAAGGCCCUCUGUCCGUGUCAGUGUUCGCGGCCACCAAGGAGGAGGCGCAGCUGGCCACGGUGCUGGCCUACGCGCUGAGCAGCCACUGCCCCGACAUGCGCGCCAGGGUCGCCAUGCACCUCGUGUGCCCCUCGCGUUACGAGGCCGCUGUGCCCGACCCCCGGGAGCCUGGGGAGUUCGCCCUCCUGCGGUCCUGCCAGGAGGUCUUUGAUAAGCUUGCCAGGGUGGCUCAGCCGGGGAUCAAUUACGCACUGGGAACCAACGUCUCCUAUCCCAAUAACCUGCUGAGGAAUCUGGCUCGUGAGGGGGCCAACUAUGCUCUGGUAAUUGACGUGGACAUGGUGCCCAGCGAGGGGCUGUGGAGAGGCCUUCGGGAAAUGUUGGAUCAGAGCAACCAGUGGGGGGGCACGGCCCUGGUGGUGCCUGCUUUCGAGAUCCGCCGAGCCCGCCGCAUGCCCAUGAGUAAGACAGAGCUGCUGCAGCUCUACCAAGUGGGCGAGGUUCGGCCCUUCUAUUAUGGGUUAUGCACACCCUGCCAGGCGCCCACCAACUACUCCCGCUGGGUCAACCUGCCAGAAGAGAGUUUGCUGAGGCCUGCCUACGUAGUGCCGUGGCAGGACCCCUGGGAGCCAUUCUAUGUAGCUGGAGGCAAGGUGCCCACCUUUGAUGAACGCUUUCGGCAGUAUGGAUUCAACCGAAUCAGCCAGGCCUGUGAGCUGCAUGUGGCAGGGUUUGAUUUUGAGGUGCUGAACGAAGGUUUCCUGGUUCAUAAGGGCUUCAAGGAAGCUUUGAAGUUCCAUCCCCAAAAGGAGGCUGAAAACCAGCACAAUAAGAUCCUGUACCGCCAGUUCAAACAGGAUUUGAAGGCCAAGUACCCCAACUCUCCCCGUCGCUGCUGAGUCUUUCCCUCCCCUAGUCUGAGAAAUCUCAGCCUCUGGCUCUUCAGGCCUGACUGGGGCAAGAAAUGUCACUCCACGUUACAGAGGUAGCUGUGGUGUUGGAACACUGGACUUGAACAUGGGGUGCUGGGACCAAGUCCUAGCUGUACCACUAACUAGCUGUGUGGCCUUGAGCAAAUUCUGUUACCUCUCUGAGCCUCAGUUACCCUGUCUGUACAAAGGGAGGUGAGCAUACCUACCUCACAGAACUGUUGGGAGGUUCAGAGGAGAUGCUGUGUGUGAAAACAUUCUGUAAGCUUCGUACAAAUGUGAAGUAUUAUUAAUAUUACAGUAUUAUUAUUAUUAUUAUUAACAACCUUGGGUGGAUAGAUGUGAAUGGCAGAGGAAUGACAAGUCUGAGUACUUAACAAAGCACUGGAUUUAGUUCUUAGCUAAGCUUGCUGGAGCGCAGAGGCAAGUGUCUGCGGGCUCAGAGGAUGACAGUCUGAGAUCGGUGCCCUCCCACAGGCUGGGUUGGGUACUCUGGGCUUCGGAUGACAAUGUGUAAAUAAACGAGUGUUCACACCCACA
Messenger RNA from Dipodomys spectabilis (banner-tailed kangaroo rat), 1891 nucleotides. RefSeq names its product beta-1,4-glucuronyltransferase 1 (gene B4gat1). The record is from RefSeq and is a predicted model, not a curated record. The transcript has 3 exons. Gene Ontology annotation, molecular function: glucuronosyltransferase activity. Bases 14 to 1321 code for a protein of 435 amino acids. NCBI's taxonomy places the organism in Eukaryota, Metazoa, Chordata, Mammalia, Rodentia, Heteromyidae.